Fusarium mangiferae is the source of this 3105-nucleotide messenger RNA. RefSeq lists its product as uncharacterized. The transcript has 4 exons. Lineage: Eukaryota; Fungi; Ascomycota; Sordariomycetes; Hypocreales; Nectriaceae. The coding region runs from base 1 to 3105 and encodes 1034 amino acids. Gene Ontology annotation, biological process: proteolysis. Gene Ontology annotation, molecular function: metalloexopeptidase activity. The record is from RefSeq and is a predicted model, not a curated record.
AUGAGGGCUAAGAAUCCCCUUGCCUUCCGGCCAGGGCCUGUGUCCUUCUGGACGACUUUUAUAUACCUCGCUCUGUUUAUUCCUCUCAUUUGGGUUCACGAAACUGUUCCUUCAGCUCCGGCUGACCGGUCGCUGUAUCAGGGUCUCAAUUUGACGGAGGCAUGGCUCGAUCUACAAACCAUUACUCGCGCCUAUCAUCCCUACAACAGUCACGAAAAUGACCGAGUACGCGAGUUCCUCAUUAACCGCACCAAGGAGAUUCUCGAUCGCAAUGAUAUGUCGUAUACCACGGAAACGAUUGGUGGUGUAGUUUGGCACUCAAGAACAUCUUCUCUGGAGAACCAAGAUUUGCCUGUAUCAGCUCAAGAUAAGCCUCGUGGAGCAACGCUCUUCGAUGACAGAACUUCUAACGUUUCCUGGACUUACAACACUGCUCGGCGCAUGGGCUCUAAUAUCUCCAAAGGAACAUGGUUGGGACAGUACUUUGAGGGCAACAAUUACUAUGUCUACAUCCACGGCAAAAACGACCCUGAGGGUGAAUGGUGGCGUGAUGAAUCCAAGUACAAGAAGUUCCGUGGCGAGGGCGGUGUUCUUGUCAACUGUCACUUUGAUUCCGUUUCUACCGGUUAUGGUGCCACCGACGAUGGUAUGUCCUGCGUGUCGAUGCUCCAGCUCUUGAGCUACUUUACACUCAAAGGACGUCAACCCAAGAACGGCAUCGUUCUGCUCUUCAACAACGCCGAAGAGGAUGGGCUUCUCGGUGCCAGAGCCUUCGGCUAUACUCCCUUGUUACUAUUCAUUCACACAUUCGUCAACCUUGAAGGCGCUGGAGCUGGAGGCCGUGCGCUGCUUUUCCGUACCACUGACUUGCAGGCUGCCAAGGCCUACACCAAGAGCCCUCAUCCGCUGGGAUCCGUUGUAGCUGCUAAUGCUUUCGAGAGAGGUGUGAUCAAGAGCGCAACCGAUUACGAGAUCUUCGCAGAUGCCUAUGGACAAAGAGGACUUGACAUUGCUUUCUAUGAGCCUCGCGCUCGGUACCAUACUAACCAAGACGAUACACGACACACAUCUGUUAACAGCAUUUGGCACAUGCUCUCAGCUGCUCUCGCGUCGACUGAGCACCUGUCGAAGACGACCGGUACCAUCUUCAAUGGCGACCGUUCCGAUGGCAACUCUGAUCUUGCUCAGAAUGGCAAACAAGCUGAGGGUGUCUGGUUCGAUAUCUUUGGUGCUGCGUGGGCCGUGUUCGCGCUUAGAGGACUCUUUGCAUGGUCUCUAACACUUCUCGUCGCCACGCCGCUGAUCCUCAUUGCUUUCACGUACAUCCUGGCUCGCAAAGACAAAUACUACUUCUUUUCUAGAGACAUCAAGAUGCAUCACGACAUUAACGAUGACCCAGUUGUGUUGGGCGGGUGGAAGGGGUUCUUCCGCUUUCCAUUUGCCCUCGCUUUCGCUGGAGCACUAACUAUUGCAUCUACUCUUCUGAUUGCUAAGUUCAAUCCGCUGAUUAUUUACAGCAGCGGGUACGCUGUGUGGUCUAUGACUCUUUCCAUCUUUUACUUCUCGUUUUGGCUCAUCAUGCGUGGAGCCAGUUUUGUUCGCCCCAGUGCACUUCAUCGAGGCUUCGUUUUGAUGUGGCUCUUUGCUCUUGGCUGGGGCGUACAAGUUGUGUGUGCUGUGGCAGAAGAUCGUAUGCAUAUUGGUGCCCUUUAUGCAACCGUUUUCUUCCAAUCUGCCAUUUUCCUCGCCCUGUUCAUUUCUCUUUUGGAGCAAUUCGCGUUGCUUGGGAAGCACGACUUUGCAAUGCAGCUUCACGACGCACAUCAGGCGCGUGAUAUUUCUAGCCGCGAUAAUGAGAAUGAAUCGAGACCUCAGACAGAGAGUGAAUCUGCUCAUGCUGAGGCGGAUGAUGACGAGGACAGAUCUGAGGAUGCUACCGAGACUACGCCGCUUAGAGCCGGUGAAUCAGGAUAUGGCUCCAACGCCCCGACCUCGUUUGCCAACACGUACCGCCGUUCCGUUGCUGAAAACUCGCCCUCUCCGCCUAGUAUGCGACGAUACCAGCCUUUCGAGCAUGAACAGAGUUGGUCUGGACGCCUUCCUACGUGGACUUGGAUUCUCCAGUUCCUCUUUCUGGCUCCCGUACCCGUGAUUCUGUUUGGAAACAUUGGCCUGGUUGUUAUGUCUGCUACCCAGAUGACAGGUACUGACGGAGGUAGCCUCCUUGUUCCUGUCUUGUCAUUGGGCAUUUUGAGCAUUUUCUUGUUGCUCCCACUCACGCCUUUCAUCCACCGUGUUACUCACCAUAUUCCGCUGUUCCUCUUGUGUGUUUUCGCUGGCACCUUCAUCUACAACCUGAUCGCAUUCCCGUUUUCCGAUAGUAACCGUUUCAAGUUUUACUUCCAGCAAGUGAUCGACUUGGAUAACGGUACCAACACGGUGUCUAUUGUAGGACUCGAGGAAUAUGCACGAUCUGUCAUCAGCACCGUGCCGAGCACUCUGGGCCAAGAGAUCAAGUGUCAGCCAGCUGUCGGACGUGAUCUUUCUGAUUGCCAAUACGACGCCUCGUCGUUGACGCCCAGACUGUACAGGAAUAAAACUCCUGAUGAUUUGAUCUCAGUCGAGACGAUAUAUGGCAGCGAUGGUAGUAAAGCACGACUUCGAAUUGAUGCUAUUGACUCAAGGCUUUGCUAUGUUCGCACAUCACGACCCAUUUAUGGAUUCGCCGUGGAUGGUGCAAGCCCAAGAGAUCCUCGUUUUGGAAAGUUCCCUUCAGAGGGUUUCAGCAGCGUCCAGCUCUGGCGCCGCGAUCGAGAUCGGCCCUGGACAUUGAACUUGUAUCUGAACGAGGCGAAUACCCUUUCUGCUCUGGACUACACGACUCAAAAGGAAGUCGAGUCCCAGGGAGACCACGAAUUAAGAGUGCGGUCAGCGGGACAAGCAGCUGAUCGUCUUGAAGUCACUGUCAGCUGUGCUUACAGUGAUGCCAACACGGCUGGAACAAUCCCUGCUCUUGACGAGCUUCUCAAGUACAUGCCGACUUGGGCUGCAGUCACCAAGAAGAAUGUUGGACUUGUAGAAGUCCGUAAGACUCAUAAAGUCUGA